Messenger RNA from Cladophialophora yegresii CBS 114405, 552 nucleotides. RefSeq lists its product as uncharacterized. Lineage: Eukaryota; Fungi; Ascomycota; Eurotiomycetes; Chaetothyriales; Herpotrichiellaceae. The record is from RefSeq and is a predicted model, not a curated record. Bases 1 to 552 code for a protein of 183 amino acids. Gene Ontology annotation, molecular function: copper ion transmembrane transporter activity. Gene Ontology annotation, cellular component: membrane. The transcript has 2 exons. Gene Ontology annotation, biological process: copper ion transmembrane transport.
AUGGUCAUGUCCUCGAUGAUGUUGUCGACAGCGACACCUACCCCUCCAAUGUCAAUGAUGACCUUGGCUACCCCCUCCGGCUCUGCCUCCGCCCUAGCCGCCACGAGCAUGGCCGACAUGGCUGCCGCAUCGGUGUCAUCCUCCUCGUCAUGUCACCCGAGCUCCUGCGCCGCCUCCAACGAGAAUAUGACGAUUGGUGCCGCCGUGUGGACCUCAAAGGCUUUGUUGCCGUAUCGGCUGGAUCUGAAGAUCCAAUCUCAAUUUCAUGGGAGCUGGGACCAAGCUCUGCCGGCAAGGCAAACAGUGUCGCCGUUGCUGUUACCAGCACGCUCUUGUCCCGGACGGGCGCCUCUUCCGGGCCAGCGCAUGGAUCGAAGGACCUUGAUCCAGCGGCAUGUCAUCCGCUCGCUCGGCCAUACGGUCCAGUCCGGGUUGGCGUAUUUUGUCAUGCUCCUGGCCAUGUCUUACAAUGGCAUGUCACGGCAUGUCAUGUCAUAUCGGGACAUGUGCUGGACACGAGACUCGAUCACGGGGCUGACGGCAGGGUUCUAG